UGAUGGAUUUACUAUAUAAGACACAGCUUGUCUGCUUCAAAUGACAACUAUACAAGUGCGAUAGUUCCAGACAUCAUUUCAGACCCAACACUCAAAUUUCACCUCCCAUAUUCUCACUUGCCAAAAAGUACCAUCAUGAUGCCGCUUCAAGAACCAUUCCAGCUUGAUUCAAAUUUGAAUCAUGGACCUCUUUACCAGAAUAUUGACGGGAAAGCCAUGAGAAAAGCUGCAAAUUCAUCUCUUAUACGAUAUGGAGGAAAUUUCUCGUCCGAUAUAAUUACAAGAGCAGAAGGCAUCUACAUCUACACCGCCGAUGGCAGGAAGAUCCUCGGCUUUAAUUCUGGGCAGAUGAGCUGUCUCGUUGGUCAUGGAAAUCCCGAGAUAGUCGAGAUAAUCACUGCUCAUGCUGCAAAAUUGAAUCAUUUGUUCAGUGGCAUGUUAAGUCCACCUGUGGUAGAACUCGCACAGAAAUUGACAUCUGUGACACCGCCUGGACUUGAUCGUGCUAUGUUUCUCAACACUGGAGCGGAAUCAAAUGAAGCAGCGAUUAAGAUGGCCAAAUUGUAUACUAGGAAGUAUGAAAUUGUUGGAUUGGGAGCGGGUUGGCAUGGAAUGACUGGAAACGAGGGUGGGUCAACCUACCACUCCGGGAGAACGGGUUAUGGUCCUUGUGUAUAUUUUCCAUGCUCCUCACAAUCAGAGCCUUUCAUCUUCUGCUGCAUUCCGAAAAAAUCGAAUCCAUUCGUUUGUUAUCUUGGAAGAUUAAAGCCUCCAUAUUCAAAGUUGCAUAGAAUAUCAGUACUAACUGCAAAAAGAUGCCAGGAAAUCUUAUUCUACCAUCUCCAAAUGUAUACCGUUCCAUAUUCCGCCUUUCAGAUGGCUCAUACGAUUGGGAAACGGAAUUGAAUUAUGGGUGGAAUUUGAUUGACCAACAAUGGACAGGCUCAUUGGCUGCAAUUAUUCUCGAGUCUAUCCUCAGUCCCGGUGGUAUGCAUGUUUUACCAGAAGGUUAUAUGAGAGCCAUGAAGAAACAUUGCGAGAAACGCGGCAUGCUUCUCAUCGUUGAUGAAGCACAAACAGGAAUUGGGAGAUGCGGCUCGAUUUUUGGAAUCGAGCACGAUGAGUGCACACCCGAUAUCCUAACUCUCAGCAAGACAUUAGGCAAUGGACUUCCACUUGCUGCGCUUGUUACCUUGGCAGAGAUUGAAGAAACUUGCUUCGCCCGUGGAUAUCUUUUCUACACUACCCAUGUAAAUGACCCCUUACCUGCUGCUGUGGGUGCCAAAGUUCUGAAUAUUGUAGUUAGAGAUAAUCUUGUCGAACGCUCUCGCGUCACAGGCUUGAAGCUGAUAGCUGAGUUGAAAAGCUUGCAGGAAAAUUAUGGUGGUAUUGGAGAUGUUCGCGGUAGGGGCUUAAUGGCAGGAGUAGAAAUUGUGAAGGAUCGAAACACUAAGGAGCCAGCGUCCGAAUUUGGGGAAGCGUUAACGGCAAGAAUGAGUGAGCUCGGUUUAUCUGCGAAUCUAUCUACUAUGAAGUCGUUUGGAGGUGUAUUUCGUAGCUCCUCCUCUCACUAUUACGGACGAAGAGUUGAUGGCUGGAAUUCGAAUCUUUGAGGAGGCUUUGGGAACCACUCCGAAUACAAUGCAGAUUAGCUAAACAUAAAUGCUUAACUUAACUAGACUCAUUAAUCAAUUCCUUUUCCAAGUCAUCCUGUUUGCUCCAGCAUUUUUUAUAUAUGGUGAAUGCACAAACUAUUUCGAAUGAUGUAGAAUU
Sclerotinia trifoliorum is the source of this 1773-nucleotide messenger RNA. The record is from the annotation of a GenBank genome assembly. Lineage: Eukaryota; Fungi; Ascomycota; Leotiomycetes; Helotiales; Sclerotiniaceae.